Hemisphaericaspora subhashii is the source of this 1962-nucleotide messenger RNA. It is a transcript of the gene AHR1, whose product is annotated as Zn(II)2Cys6 transcription factor AHR1. NCBI's taxonomy places the organism in Eukaryota, Fungi, Ascomycota, Pichiomycetes, Serinales, Debaryomycetaceae. The coding region runs from base 1 to 1962 and encodes 653 amino acids. Gene Ontology annotation, molecular function: zinc ion binding; transcription cis-regulatory region binding; DNA-binding transcription factor activity, RNA polymerase II-specific. Gene Ontology annotation, cellular component: nucleus. The transcript has a single exon. Gene Ontology annotation, biological process: positive regulation of transcription by RNA polymerase II. The record is from RefSeq and is a predicted model, not a curated record.
AUGCCCAAGAAGAGGUCCACAGGAACCGCUAAAAGAAGUCGAACAAGAUCUGGUUGUGUCACAUGUCGUGACCGUCAUAUUAAAUGUGACGAACAACAGCCGGUUUGUCGAAACUGUAUAAAAUCAAAGAGGAAAUGUUACAGAGGUAUACGUCUCAAUUUUACUCAAUAUAGUUUAUACGAUCCCGAUGAAAAUUCACGAAGUAGAAGAAGACCCCCCAUACGACAAGAGUAUAGAAUUCUCGAUCAGUCUAUCACUAUUGCUUCCUUGUAUGACAAUGGAAAGAGAGGAUACUUACCAUUUCUCCAUCUACAUUCUCCUGAAGAUUUAAGGGAAUCAGACCUUCAGUUUCAACAAGAUAUAUACAGUGCCCUCCCGUCCGGAUCGACAUCAAACUAUGGUGGAGAGGAAUCAACCACUGAUCAGCCACCAAAACUUGUGAAAGUUAGAACAUCCAGUAAAGUACCACUCAAUGUGUCAUCAAUCUCAGAAAACUAUGAAAUCAGUAAUCAAUUGUUGAAUGAGAGUUACUUCAAAAAUCAAUUUAUUCAACAGGGGCAAAACACCAAUCAGCCACAACAGUUUCCAGUACAGGAUCAAUUAUUAUAUCCUCAAUCAAUACCAAGUUACUUUUAUUCACAACCUGAUAAUCCGGUAUAUCGUUCUGUGCAGCAACUACCCCAACCACAGAUACCACUAUCGGACCGAGUAUCUGGAGGGCAUUUUGGUUAUGUAAACACUCAGAUGCAACCUAGAUUUGAGUACGAAAAUCUAAUACAAAGUCGAACAAUUCCCACCAAUGUUGAUGCAAAUGUUUAUAUUCAUUUAAUUGAGAAUGAAAAGUACUAUUGGCUUCUCGAUCUACUUAAUGAUUUGAAUAUUUGGAAAUCAAUUGUGCCAUCAAUCUGUAUAAAGUCUGCUGAGACCGACUCAUUUUUGCUCGAUUGUUUACUUCAUUGCUCCCUCCAGAAUGAGACCAGUUUGGAUAAGCUACUUCAUCAGCAACUAGAAAAAUGGAAUUCUUGUCGUGCCUUAUAUCCAAUCGAUGCUCAGAAUUCAAUAGUGUUCGAAUCGUUGUUGGUUAGUGUUACCUUAAUUAUGCUAGGCAUAUACUUGAAGUCUAUCGGCACUCGACUAACUGAGUUUCAAAAGAUUGUCUUAGACAACCAAUUGAAGUUGUUUAAUAAGGUCAUGGUUAAAAUUGAAGAGUACUUGAAAUCUAAACGUUCGAAGUCUGUUGUCUUGAUUUCUUGUGUCCACUCCAUCAUUAUGAUUAAGUAUUUCAUUAUCAAGAUAUUCAGAUUGGAUUAUGGAGUUAGAGUAACAGAGAGAACUGUCGAUGUCACGGAGGAGAUUAUAUAUCCAGAGAACCUGUCCUUGCUAUCGAGUAACGAUCCAUUUAGUUCACAUGGCUCUGAACUAUCGAGUCUCGUGGGUUUGACAAGUUUUGAAAUAGCUAAUUUGAAUCAUUCAUUUAAAUCUAUCGAUUUCGGACAGUUGAAGUAUAAAUCCAUGUCCAAUGAUACUAAAAGUGAUGCAAGUGAGUUUAGAGACAUUUUGUGGUAUCUUAUUAAGCUCAAUUAUGUGAUAACUAAUUCUGACCUUGCCAAUCAGUUUGGAAUUGAUUACAACUACAUUUACAAAGACCAAGAUGAUCUUUCAACCUCGGAAUCCUCAUUAAGUGCAAUGCAAGAUGGUAGUCAAUUUACCCCAAUUCGACAACAGCAUACAAGUAGGCUUCCUCCAACCAAUAAUCUGCAAACAGCCUGUUAUUUAUUAAGAGAGUUCAUUCACAAGUUGCUUAAUAUGGGUAACCCAGACAUAAUAAGAGAUGCCAAUUAUAAAAUUGAAAGUUUGUUCCAAACGAUUGAUGGAAGUUUCAAUGAUGCGGAGGUCAAGGUACAAUGGAGAAAGCAUUUCGAUUGGGUACUCCGGUAUAUCAAUCCAAACGUUUCUGAAUAG